UAACGCGUAAAAAUUCAACUUUCAUGUAAACAGCGUUUGUUGCUGUAUGUCAACCUGUACUUUAAUUUGGUUUGUUGACAGUUUUUUCCUCGUUUCAAUUAUUUCAAGUUUGUGUUAGCUUUGGUCAAACAAUUAAAGGUUUGAAAUUAAAUUCUUGGGCUAAAUAUGAACAAUGUCUGAUCCUUUAUUUGAUAAUCAACAUGAGGCUUCACCUUUAACAAGUGGACAUUUUUAUGAGAGUGUAAUUAACAACAAUAAUAUGGAAUCAAGCAAUACCAAUAGAUCUAAUGAUACAACUUUAAAUGGACCUCCUCCAUUACCUGCUCGUCCAUUUCACAAUUCAGUUUCAAGGCCUUGGGGCUCAUCAAUGAACUAUGGUUACAACAAUUUGAAUCGUUUUGGAGCAUUUGGAAUGCCUGGAGGUUAUGGUGGCUAUGGAGGAUAUGGUAGUUACGGUAGUUAUGGUGGUUAUGGGGGUUACGGAGGAGGGUAUGGUGGUUAUGGAGGUUAUCCAUCAAAUAUGGUUGGUAAUGAUUUUCUCAGGAUUGCUGAGGAAACUUGUGGACAAAGCUUUCAAUCUUUAGAAUCAGUUGUUCAAUCAGUUUCUUCUGUGGCCAUGAUGUUAGAGUCUACUUAUUUUGCUAUACAUUCAUCAUUUCGUGCUGUACUCGGAGUUGCUCAUCAUUUAUCAUCUCUUAAAGAUCAACUGAAUCAGUUUACUGAACAAAUGCCUGUUGUUCGCAUAAUAAUAUCUUUUAUAAAGAAACUAUUAUACUAUCUUGGCCUAAUAUCUUCCAAUAGUCUGAGUGAUCAUGAAAAUGCCUGGAGACAAGUUUCAUCGGGAAAUAUACAUCUUAACUCAGAUGGAACCUUUAACCCAUUUUUGAGCGGAAAAGAUGUUCCAAAUAGAUCAUCUUUACCAAUUUUGAUAUUUUUCGGUUUAGUUUUAGGAGCACCAUGGAUGAUAUGGUCAUUAAUACGAAGAUACAAUAGAUCACUAUCUCAUGUAAAUACAAAAUGGUUAACGGGAGAAGAUGAACAUUAUAUUGGUAAAGCUCUGUAUGCCUUUACGACCAAUGCUCAAGGUGAAUUACCUCUUACAGUUGGACAGAAGAUUAUAAUUGCCCCCAAAGAUGUUCAACCAAGAAUAGGUGAUUGGCUAUUAGCUGCAAUUGACGGUAAAACUGGCCUGGUUCCUGCAAAUUAUGUAAAAAUUAUUGAACACAAACCUUCACCUGGUAAAACAGAUCAGCAAAAGCUAUAACAUGGACCAGCAUUUAAUUAUCACAUUAUGCAUUGUCCACAUUUGUUUAAUUCGGGAAACAGCAAAAUUAUGUACAUCUCAUCGCUCCUUUUACAUUUGUUAUACUCUAGUUAUUGAUAGAUUCCUAUAAAAUGUAAAACAUGAUAAAAUUCAAAUUAUUAUAUACAUUUGUUGAGCUCAAGUUUUUAUAUUUAACCUCAAUGAAUGAGAAAAAACAGAGAAUGAAGAUAAAUUUCUCAUUUGCCGGUUAAUUCGCCUAAUUUUUCACCAUUUAUAAACCAUUCAACCAUGGAUUUAUCUGAACCAUUAAGCAAUAUCCACUCAUCAACAGUUGUAACAUCAAUCAAUGGGAAUUUUUGUGUGGUCUCAAUUUUUAUCAAUCAUCAACCAGAUUGGACGAUAUCAUAAUUGUAAAUUCAAUUUUCCAUGCUCAUCAAGCCUGGAGGUAAAAAUCUAAAUGUAAUUCAAUGGUGUUAUUGACUCAAAAGCGCAAUAAGUUUCAACAUUAUUGAUUGAAGGAAAGAGCAAACUGUUUUUCUGGUGCCACAAUGAAAAUAAUAAAUUUAUUAGGUGAUUU
Molecule: messenger RNA, 1841 nt
Organism: Tetranychus urticae (two-spotted spider mite)
Lineage: Eukaryota; Metazoa; Arthropoda; Arachnida; Trombidiformes; Tetranychidae
Product: peroxisomal membrane protein PEX13
Biological process (GO): protein import into peroxisome matrix, docking
Cellular component (GO): peroxisomal importomer complex; peroxisomal membrane; peroxisome
Molecular function (GO): protein binding
Source: RefSeq, a predicted model, not a curated record